Molecule: messenger RNA, 547 nt
Organism: Colletotrichum godetiae
Lineage: Eukaryota; Fungi; Ascomycota; Sordariomycetes; Glomerellales; Glomerellaceae
Exons: 1
Biological process (GO): transmembrane transport
Cellular component (GO): plasma membrane
Molecular function (GO): transmembrane transporter activity
Source: RefSeq, a predicted model, not a curated record
GGCAAGUCUCAUGUCAGUCUGCGUGGUGUACAGGCCUUCAAUCUAGCCAAGUCAAAACGGCGUCAGCCCAUCGCCCGAGACUGGUCACCAGCUCGGAAGAGGGCCAUCGCAACUGUAGCUUGCAUCAGUACAGCACUUAUCGGUAUGAUCAUCGGCAUCUACGCCGGACUAGUACCCUCACUGCAGUACUAUAUCCUAGAUACAAGCCACUCGAUCAUCAACGGCAAUGUGGGUUGCUUCCUCGGGAUGGCGAUUCCCACUUUCUUUUGCUGGCCACUUCCUCUAGUUCACGGGCGUAAGCCAUACAUCACGACUGGUUUGAUUCUAUCCAUGCCACUUCUUUUCCCCCAAGCUCUGGCUGUCAGCGCUCAGAGAUUUUACAACCUUACUGGUUAGAGAAUGGUGUUGUUGGUACCGCGAGGCUUCAUGGGUAUCUGCCUUGGUUUCGCAAGCAUGAAUUUCCACUCGAUACUUACCGACCUUUUCGGCGCAUCUCUCAUGAGCAGCAAUCCUCACCAAGAGGUUGUGGAUGACGCUGAUGUAAGGA